This is a messenger RNA of Colletotrichum higginsianum IMI 349063, 240 nucleotides long. RefSeq lists its product as uncharacterized. The transcript has a single exon. Lineage: Eukaryota; Fungi; Ascomycota; Sordariomycetes; Glomerellales; Glomerellaceae. The coding region runs from base 1 to 240 and encodes 79 amino acids. The record is from RefSeq and is a predicted model, not a curated record.
AUGUCACAGGCUCCUCCCGACUUUGACCCAGAAAGAAGCAACGUCCCAGAGUCUCAGCCCGGCGAAUGCACCGCUUCUGGACUGCUCAAAAGCAACUUGGGCAAGACUGCCGUCGUUUCACGGAGGAGACGUGCAGGAAAGGCUGGCAGCCUAGGUACGUUGGAGGACGGCAUCCGGUGGUUGCCUCCUGUCUCGCCUGUGCAGAACCUGAGCGGUCCCGAGACCCUGGUUGUGGCGUAA